Molecule: messenger RNA, 2362 nt
Organism: Hypoxylon trugodes
Lineage: Eukaryota; Fungi; Ascomycota; Sordariomycetes; Xylariales; Hypoxylaceae
Product: CASC3/Barentsz eIF4AIII binding-domain-containing protein
Exons: 2
Coding region: 107-2266 (719 amino acids)
Biological process (GO): mRNA processing
Cellular component (GO): exon-exon junction complex
Molecular function (GO): mRNA binding
Source: RefSeq, a predicted model, not a curated record
CGACAGCUCUUCUAGGAAGCUUUGAGUCCGUCUCUAUCCGGCUUCGAAUUCCUCCAUCUACCCCAUACGCUUGUGAGCGCAUUUCCGACAGCACACGAUAUCCAAAAUGGCAGCUGCUGCACCCGCCGUCCCACGACGAAAGAUGAUCGGCCGCCGCCGCCGGGUCGAGGACGAAGGAGAGGAUGAGGGAGGCCAUGAACAGUUGGAACUUGACGAUGACUCGUUGACUGAUGGAUCGAUGGCUUCCGAGGACCCCGAUCCCGCAGAUGAUAGUGAUACCAGUAACGUCGAUGAGGCUUCGCCGACGACACCCGCUGCACCGAAAUUGUCCAACCAAACAGCCAAUGGUAAUGGAAGCGUGAAGAGGACACAUUCCAAGUCUUCCGGCAGCCCGCCUACUAAGGGUGCCAGAAAGGUCGCCCAAAAUGCCGUGUCCGACACCGAAUUUAUGCUGAAUAGCAUGAAUAUCUCGGAUGAAGCUGUCCCAGUACAAGCGAUGAACUUCGAGGAGACAUCCGAGCCCCAGUCCAAAUCCUCGGCUCCUAUAGUCGUUAGUUCAAACUCCGCUGCUACGAACGCGGACCAUUCAUACGAUCCCUCCACCGAUCGGCGACGUAGGGAGCACGAUGAAUACAGGCGCAAGCGAGACGAGGAUCCGUCUUUCGUCCCUAACCGAGGAGCCUUCUUCAUGCAUGACCACAGACAUGCCGGACCAUCUGCGAAUGGUUUCCGCCCAUUUGGAAGGGGCGGUCGAGGAAGAGGCCGUGGUGGUAUUGGUGGCCCCUACGCUCCUAUCAAUCAUCCUGUACAUAGUCCGGCCGAUCCUACGACCAACGGGCCUUGGGCCCACGAUAUGCACGAUGUGGUUGCGCAACCUGUACACUCUCAGCAACCAAGACCUUCGUUUACUGACGAUGGCCCACCAAAUGGCGAUGGCUUUAUUCCGACGUGUCCUCCCAGUGCUCAACCAAUUAAUAGGCAGAUGGCUACGGAGAAGUAUGUUGGUAAUGUACAGGUCAGGGUGUUCUUCCCGGGAAUUAAAGAGGCAAUUAUCUUUCCUGGCAUACAAGUACGACAGUACACGAAAUUGCCAGAUCAUCGGCCGCCGUUAAGACGUGACAAGCCAGUCCGAAUUUCUUUACCAGACAACCCUCCGCGGUAUAUCUUUCCGGCUACAGAUAGAUCUUUUAUCUUUAUCCCCCGAGCAAUGCGUCCGAACCAACGGUUACGAGGCAAGCCAAGAUCUGGACUUGGUUCUAUUGGCGGUUUCUCUAGGCGGACAAGCGUGUUUGGGGGAAGUGUGUAUGCAGGUAGCGCAUACACUCCUAGUGUUGCUCUGAGCCGACGAUCCUCUAUUGCCCCCGACUUGGGUAGGGAUUAUAUCGUCUCUCCAACCGGCUCUACCAUGUCACGUCCCCCGAUGCCAUACGACACAAGCCGCCCGAUUGUCAGACUACCUCCGCAAGCUCGGACCGAGCAGCAGCUUCCCGUCGUUGAUGGUGCGCCGGGAGAGGGACCACAUGGAAUUGGACAACCUAUUAUCAAUGACUUCCCAGCUCCGCAAUCACAGCCUCUAAUGCAGAAGCCGCAUUUCCAGGAGAAUCGAUCGGUUCCUAUUCCUAUGCAUCAGCCUCGGCCCCAGAAGACUGUCUCGGUGGCCGGCAUCGAGUCACCAGAGAUGCAGCAUAACUCGUCCCAACCAUAUCAACAGGCUUUCCAUCAACAGGUUCCGGUACAAGUGUCUACUAACCUGGGCCAAGAGUCUCAUACACGCCACCCCUCAUACCCUUCCCAACACUCGACAGGAACACCCCUCUCACAAAUUCCGGAGCGUGCCAUUCAUGCCGCUCCCUUCCAGCCAAAUCAAUUCGGCCAACAAAACUACUACCAACCCUACCCGAUAAUGCAACAACAGGGCUAUUACUACCCUCAGACGUCCUAUCCUAGCACGUUAGCCCCAUCCGCCACGGCGCCCGCUUUCGUCCCAGGAGGCCAACAAGCUCAGCCACAGGGCGAAACCCCCAGCAGCCAGCCAAAUGGACAGAAUACGCCGAGCUCUAAUUUGGUUGCUCAGGAGGUCAAUGGCAUGGUAUACUACUACGAUGCGUCUCAAUUGCCGCCUGUGUCCUCGUACCCAUCGUAUCCGACACCGCAAGGCUAUCCAAUGCCUGGUGGAGUGGUUGGCAUGAAUGGUAUGGUUCCUCCGAACCCGGAUGGCUAUUACUUUUCCCCUCCAGGUCCCGGUGUCGUCUAUUACCCACAGUGAGCUAUUUCAAUAUGGUGGCCUCAAACACAUUUGGCUUUAAUCAGCUGGUUAAAGCAGAGGACCACUUCGCUAUUUUACGUCUUUGCGAACGAAGCU